AUGGAUCCCAGCGUUAUCAAGAAUGCGAUAAGUAUAAAUGAUCACCAUUUAAGCUUUGAGGAAUCUGAUUCGUUAUCAGUUGAUUCGAUAACUUCGGAUCAAAGUCAUCAGGAACUAGAAGAAAUGAUCAAUUUAUUUAAUCAGAAUAUCCAUUCUUCCAAAUUAGAUAGUCAUUCCAGUCAUUUGGUUGAGUGUUUCAAUGAAGCCUUAUUAGAAAAUUCAAAGAUUACUAUGUUACCUAAUUAUAAUAUACAACCUACUGGAGAUGAACAAGGGGAUUAUUUGGUUAUUGAUGUUGGUGGAUCAACUUUGAGAAUAGCAGUUAUUAGCAUUGACCCACCACCAAAGAAUGAGUCUUGUGACCGAUCCAAUAGAAUCCAUUGUAUAAUAGAGAAGAAAUGGGAAAUCGAUGAUUCAUUUAAAAUGAUUGAUUCAAAUUUUUUCAAAUGGAUAGGUUCUAAGAUCGAAGAAAUUCUUAAUAAUCAAAAAGUUAUUUCUUUAAAUUCAGUUAUUAAUACUGGGAUAACUUGGUCAUUCCCAUUAACCACCACUGCUCAUAAUAACGGAAGGAUUAAUUUUGUUGCUAAAGGUUACACUAUAUCACCAGAAAUUCAUAAUCAUGAUUUAAAAGAAAUUUUAGAAAGUUGUAUGAAUUUAAAUUUUAAUAUCCAAAUAGAUAUCAAAGUUAUUGUGAACGAUUCCUUGGCAGUUUAUGCAGCCGGGACUUUCAUUGAUAAAUAUACUAAAUUAGCAAUGGUAUUAGGUACUGGAUUUAAUAUGUGCUGUUCAUUACCAACAAAUAAAAUGCAUUUAUCUAAAAGAAUUGAUGAUGAAAAAGCAGUUUUAUUAAAUACUGAACUUUCGCUAUUUGGAAGCUCAUUACUUGAUGAUAUUUCUAAUAAAUAUGAUGAAAUUAUUGAUUCAAGAUUUAAAUAUAAUUUAUCAAAUUUGCAUUUUAAACCCCAUAUGACAGUCGAUCCAGUAUUAAAUACGCUAUUCCAACCCCUGGAAUUGAUGACUAGUGGCAGAUAUUUACCAGAAUUAACAAGGUUAAUGCUAAGCGAAUUAAUCGAAUUGAAGAAAAUUUUUAAGAAUCAAUCUGAUUUCAAUUUACUUUCUAAAGAAUAUAUUGGGUUCACUGGUGAAUUAAUGUGUUAUAUCUCAGAAACUAAUGAUUUUGAUUUGAUUAAGUUAAAAUUGGAAUCUACAUAUAAUUGGUCAAAUAUAUCUAAUGAUGAUAUUAUUCAAUUGAAAAAAUUAAUUGAUUGUGUUAUUAAAAGAGCUGCAUUUAUUGUGGCAGCAAGUAUUAUAGCAUUUAUUAAAUUAUUUAGCCAUCAUCAAGAGAUUUCAAAUGAUGAAAAUUCAAAAUUGAUCAAAAUUGGUUAUGUUGGUUCAGUAUUAUUAUAUUUCCAUUCUUAUCGUAACUUAAUCUUGGAAUUUGUUAAUGAAAAUGAAGCCGUUAAAAAUUUAAAUAUAAAAAUUGAUUUCAAAUGGGUUGAAAAUAGUUCUAUAGUCGGAGCUGCAAUUGGAGCUGCUUAUUACAAUAAAUAA
Molecule: messenger RNA, 1551 nt
Organism: Hyphopichia burtonii NRRL Y-1933
Lineage: Eukaryota; Fungi; Ascomycota; Pichiomycetes; Serinales; Debaryomycetaceae
Gene: HXK1
Product: hexokinase 1
Exons: 1
Coding region: 1-1551 (516 amino acids)
Biological process (GO): glycolytic process; intracellular glucose homeostasis; glucose 6-phosphate metabolic process
Cellular component (GO): mitochondrion; cytosol
Molecular function (GO): ATP binding; glucokinase activity; fructokinase activity
Source: RefSeq, a predicted model, not a curated record